Marasmius oreades (fairy-ring Marasmius) is the source of this 1602-nucleotide messenger RNA. RefSeq lists its product as uncharacterized. The record is from RefSeq and is a predicted model, not a curated record. NCBI's taxonomy places the organism in Eukaryota, Fungi, Basidiomycota, Agaricomycetes, Agaricales, Marasmiaceae. The transcript is spliced from 2 exons. Bases 1 to 1602 code for a protein of 533 amino acids.
AUGCAAUCGACACAGACACGAUCAUACUACGGCAAAAAGUUUCCACCCGAGGUCGUUAAACGCAUCCUCCAAAAUCUGCAUCACGAUCUCAACGAGCUACCGUUCCACUACGCGUUAGUCGGGAAAGAUUGGUUUCGUAUUUGGUUAUCCUAUGGUUGGAAAAAAGUUAGGGACAUUUAUCGGAUACUGAUUGCGUUGACGCAAGGCGAGAUCCGAACCUCGCCCACCGAAGCAAACUGGCUUCGUUUCGAGUCCGUCUACGCUCCGCACGUACAACAUAUCGUCCUCCGUCCUUGUGUAAACCGUCCACCAGCCAUGAGAGGUAUAGCUAGACUAUACAUGCUCUUCCUCGAACGAUACCCGACCGCACUAAGCAUUCCCGAUGCGGAGAAUGGGCCACUCCGGAUAUUCAGAAAUUUACGCUUCAUAAGUCUCCUCUCCUUCUGCUGCGUCGAGCUCCCAGAAACCGUAGGCCACUUUAUCGCCAUAGCGUAUAUGAUCUCCCACCCCGGCGUUAUCGGAUUCGAAGUCGUUGAACACCAUCAAAAGCUCCGAAAACAUGGGAUCCAAUUGGGAUAUACGUAUCAAGGUGUUUCGGUGCACGGUACGCCAGGGAGCUACCAGAUCCAGGUUCAUCUUAAACGGUUCGGUGUCUAUGGACCAAAGAAGUUCAAGAGAUGGCUCGAUGUACUCGGUGGUGCGUGGGCAAAGACGAGUUCGAGGAAUAUCAUGCUUCCGAAGGAUAAAGAGGGAUUGGAUUCGCUUGCAGCGAAGGGGUAUAAUAAUCAUUCGACGGUUUUUUUUACGCACACAGUUCGUCGUACUCCAGAGGAGAUCAAGGGUCUACCACUGUUACUUGGGUCUUGGACGUCGUUGAGAGAGGUGGACUUGAAGUUUUCUUGGGUUGUAGCUCUGCAGUUCUUGAACAACUUGUUACGCGGUCACAGUCAGACGUUGACGAAGGUUAGGUUUGAGUUGCAAUACAAGCUUAGCAAGGGGUGUGGGAUUGAAGAUGACAGUGGGCUGUUGGAGGCUCUGAGGGUUCGAAGUCUGUUCGAAAAGAUAUCAGUUUGUGCGCCGUCCCUCCUGUCUCUCGAGAUCAUCGUUCACCCGGUGGACUCGACAAUGCUCGAGUACGAAAAUGUGGUCCGGUCCACAAGGUCAAUAACUUUCGAUGUCCUUCGACCCCUACGCGGGUGUAGCAAGCUCAAAGUAUUGAAGAUUAGGGAUAUCUACCCUCCCAUGAUGAAUACUCGAGAUGUUGACCGGCUCGUAAAGGGGUGGAGUGAAAUGAACACGUUUGCUCUUGCACCUUCGAAGGACGUUCUUGGACAGUGGCACGCUAGGAAAGGUGGCUGGAAGGAUACGAGUUUGGCCAUGACUAUGGUGGAUGUGGGAGUUGUGAGGGUUUUCAGCAAACGAUGUCCUAGAUUAUCAUCGUUCGAGGUGUUAUUGGGACGAUCGCCCACUCGGAUGGAAUUGGGUCAAUUGAAUUUUAAUGCGCCGAGACUGGCCAAGGUGAAAACCAUAUUCAUUAACAACUUUGGUUUAGUGCCAAGAGGGUCAGAUGUUUAUUGGUUUAGAGGAGAGAGUGGGCUGUGA